Molecule: messenger RNA, 1305 nt
Organism: Aspergillus viridinutans
Lineage: Eukaryota; Fungi; Ascomycota; Eurotiomycetes; Eurotiales; Aspergillaceae
Exons: 4
Coding region: 1-1305 (434 amino acids)
Biological process (GO): regulation of mRNA processing; spliceosomal complex assembly; protein phosphorylation
Molecular function (GO): ATP binding; protein kinase activity
Source: RefSeq, a predicted model, not a curated record
AUGAAACGUGUGUCACGUAUGCUUAGGGCCCUUAGAGUCCCCUUCUUCCGGCGACCUCCAUCGCCAGCCCGACAGUUUCCUCCUGGCCCCCUUCUCGACCCGAUGGACAAAGUGGAGGAGGAAAAACUAGCAUGGUAUUCCCAUGAUAAUUUUUUUCCUGUUAAGAUCGGCGAUGUCUUUCAGUCGAAGUAUCAAGUGGUUGGAAAACUGGGCUAUGGCGGAUAUUCAACAGUAUGGCUUUGCAGAGAUUUAGAGCACAGGGAGCACGUUUAUGUUACUUUGAAACUAUACGAACGUGACUCUACUCAUGCAGAACGAGAAAUCCAGGUUUACGAAUACCUCAAACGUCUCAAAUCCUGCCACGCUGGUACUGUUCUCGUGCGAACUGUUUUGGAUAAGUUCCAGCUCAGUUCAGCCGAUGGCUCCCACUUCUACCAAUGCCUCGUUCACCCACCCUUGGGCAUGAGUCUCUUUGAGCUUCGAAAUCGGUGCCCACGAAGGGUUUUCCCAGAAACCCUACUUAAACCUACUCUCAUCCACAUUCUCCUUGCGCUAGAUUUCUUACACGCCGAGGCGCACGUGGUCCACACUGAUAUACAAGAAAAGAACAUUAUGCUCAAUAUUGAAGAUGACUCGAUUCUCGUUGACUUUGAGGAGGCCGAGAUAUUAAAUCCAAGUCCACACAAACUGGUCGGGGAUCGAGCAAUCUAUCAUUCUCGAAAGUUGGGUAUUCCAAAGAAACAUGGACGUCCCGUGCUCUCGGACUUCGGCGAGGCUCGCUUUGGGUCAGAGUCAGGCACAUAUUGCGAUGAUGUACAGCCAUUUAUGUAUCGGGCCCCGGAGGUACUACUUCGCAUGCCCUGGAAUGAAAAGAUCGACAUUUGGAACCUUGCAGUCGUGGCCUGGGACCUAUUCGAGCAAGGCCAUCUUUUCUAUGCUCAGGAUGAAGACAAACAUGACUCGGAUAGUCACCAUCUUGCUGAAAUGAUUGCGUAUUUGGGGCCACCACCACGUGAGAUGCUCGAGAAAAGUGAAUAUGCAAAUAAGUUUUUUGAUAGUAGCGGUAAGGCUCACCAAGUUCUCGUCUCCUUUUUCUCAGUCCGUGUUUCUGACCCGUGGAAAAUAGGAAAAUGGAAGUGCUCUGCUGAAAUUCCUCUUACGUCUUUAGAGGCCAUUGAAAGCAACUUACAGGGCGAGCAGCAAGAGAAUUUUCUCCGCUUCAUACGGAAAAUGCUGCAGUGGCGACCAGAAGAUCGACCUACAGCGAAAGAGCUAUUAUCUGACCCUUGGUUAAGGUCUACAUAG